GAUAGGAAGAACUUGCUUGACACAGACAAAUCACACAAGAAGAGCGGAUGAGUAUAUGUUUUCGUAGAUAAGUUGCGGUUUGCUUUGUAAAUAAGAUCUCUGUAUUGCUUUAGUGGAUAAUGGUAAUCUGAGUAACAACUACAUCAUAACUCAAUCAAUGUCCUAAUGAAAAAAAAUUAUUUGUAAGGUCAGGCAUCCUUAAGUAAUGUUUGAAAUGCUACGUGCUUCUUUUUAAUUCAAGGGGAAAUCCACAUGACAUGCUCUGUGUAUGUGUGUAUGUGUUGUCGGGAAAACCUCUCCUUGUUAUUCAGGUUUCCUCACGCACCUGUGGGUGUGAAGGGGGAGGGGUUUUAACUUAAACUCCCUCACAAUCUCACUCCUUCUCAUUUCUCAUUUCACUUCUGCUGUGUUUAUGCCUGCAUUGGAGUUGUUUUUAUUGCAGUUAGUUUUUAGGCAUUUGUAAAAUCCUCUGUGUUUAUAUGUUUGGCAAAGUGUCUGAUUUCAGGAUUUCAGCAUGACUGAGAGUGUCCUGAACACUCCAGACUUAAAGGAUCUAGAGGAAGAAGAACUGUGGGAUCUUAUUAAUGAUAACCGCCAUGCCAUCUCUAUCGGCGUCCGUCCCUGUGUUCUCAUCCCUUACCUGCGCCAGGCACGUGUCCUCACAAACCUGGAUGAGGAUGAGAUUUUUACCAAUCCCCGUAUCAUCAACCGCUGCAUGAGGACCGGUUAUAUGCUUGACAUGUUGCAUCUACAGGGUCGUAAUGGAGCAAUGGCUCUGCUCGAAAGUCUGAUGAUUCAUUACCCAACUCUCUACACACAGAUCACUGGCCGCCAGCCCAGCAUUGAGCCUUCAGGCUUCAGUGGCCUGAUAAAUUACACUGAGCUGACAGAGUACCUAGUUAAUGCGGUAAGCAGUAUGCAGACAGAGCUACAAGUGGCACGUCAAGAGGUUGUGCGGCUGCGAGCUCGAUGCUGUGAGCUGGAGGGGAAACUGAAACAGGUCCAACAAAAUAAUGAAGAGUUCAGACAGAUGCAGGAAGAGCAUGGACAACUGCGCAGUCAUCUAGAUGUUUUAAACAGGAAACUGCUGAAACUGAAGGAUGAGAAAUGUGAUCUCUAUGUCAGAUAUACCACAGUUCUUGAGGAGAAGUCUGCAACCAUCAUACGUAACAGAGACCUGCAACUGGAGAUUUACCAGCUGCAGUGUGAGUUAAGGAAGGCACAGAAAGAGACAGACUUCCAAAGGCAGCGUUCCUUAAAGAAUCCCAGUGACACACAGAAGCUCAAAGAUGAACUCAACGCUGUACGCGCAAAGUUACUGGAGACUGAGAUAUUCUCCCCGGUACAGCAAGAUAUCCUUGAGAAUGAUUUAAAGGAGACAGAGACCAGACGUUCAGAACUUGCCGAGGAUGUCAGUAGACUAAGCGAGGAGAAUGAACGACUCCAGCAAGAAAAAGAGGAGCUCAUAGAAGAGAAAGGCUAUUUAGCCUUGGAGGUGGAGAAGUUGACUGUGGACUGUGAGAUGUACCAGCACAGGAGUACACUGUUCCAGAGUCAGCUAGAAGAGGUGCAGUCAGAGAGAGACAAGGCAUAUUUGUCCCGUGAUGAGGCCCAGGCUCAGAUCGCACGGAGUCUCGCAGAGAAGGAUGUGCUGAGAGGACAACUAAUGGAGCUACAGGAGAAGGUUUUCACCAUGAAAGCCUGUAGCAGGCAAAGAGAAAGAAGAGAAAAAUCCAGGGACAGGAAGUUCAGUUGCGAAAGCAGUGAGGGCCCUCCUCCCAGCCCCCAACCCAGAAGACGGCUAUGUCGCAUGAAAGCAAUCCUUCCUGAGUGUUUCAGCUCAUAUGAGUUCAAUGAUGAAGUAAUCAACAGUAUCAAUUCCAAUCAAGUGGAGCCCCCCUGUUCUGAAUCUCUCCGUAGACGAGAGUUACACUUUCCCUCCAGAAGUGACAUGGAAGACAUCUACAGCAGUCAAGAGCUGACCGAUGACUCUUCUGAUUAUGUUGUCAUUCCUAAAGGAAAUCAUUUGAAUGAGUCAAUAUCACCCACAUCACUCCACAAGAGGAGCCCUACUGGCAGCGUCUCAAGAGCAUCAGCUCCCCCCUUCCUAAUGCGCUCCAGACCUCAGGCCCUGCGUGUCACUGGUCGUGUACUCACCGUGAUUUUCCAGGGAGAAAUGUUAUUGAACCAACUACAGGUCAUCGGGGGUAAUAAAACUGGUGUGUUCGUGCAUCAUGUGACCGAAGGAUCAUCUGCUCAUAACAGUGGCAUCAGCCCUGGAACUCAGAUACUUCAGCUAAAAUAUGAGCAGGAGCAGAGAGCUGUAAAAAUGGUUCUGGAAGACACCACUAUGGAGGAGGCCCUGUGGGCCCUGGGGCAGGUCCAGGGACCAUGCCACAUUACACUGAGACCCAGCCAAGAUGCCUACGAGAACCUUCUACAGCAGCUAAAAAAUGGUGAAGUCAUGUCGGGUGAUUCCUUCUACAUCCGUGUUAAUAUGACGUUGCCGGGGGAUGUAGCAGGAACUCUGCCGGUCAAGUGUAAUGAUAUUGUCCAUGUUACAAACACUCACCAUUCCAAUGAUGGCUUCUGGUGGGCCAGUCAUGUGCACCCUUGUCACCUGGAAGACCUGCAGAGUGGGGCUCUACCCAACUACUACAGAGCCCAGAGGCUGUUAAUAAGUGCUAUAGAGGAUAUGACCUACCCUCGCAAAACACUCAGAAAGGAGAGAACUGCAGCUAAUGGAAAGCAGAGAGGGGUGAGGAUCGUCAGCACCUGUCAACAGAGCAGAAACCCUCUGUGGGUCAGUGUGGAAGACGACAACACUACAGCACUGGACAGUUAUGGCUGUGUGCCCAGCAGAUGUGUGACUCUGAUGCCCUACACCCUGGUCACACCUCAGUUCCCUCCCAUCUGUCGCCCAGUCCUCCUCCUUCCCACAAUCUUUGGCCAUGUCUUGCACAAACGGUUGGCAGAACAGGAAGGUUAUCAGCUCUGUGAGCCAGAAUUGCUGAUGGCAAGUGAGCAUGCCGUACAAAUGCAAAAGGGGGAGAUUCUUGAAGAAUGUGACUCGAAAACACACCGUUGCUAUACACUGCAGGGAGUGGAGAAAAUCAUGAAACGGGGCACUCACUGUGUGUUACCGCUGGGUUUGGACUGUGUGCGUCGUCUCCAUCGUGCUGAAAUCUUCCCCAUCAUUGUCUACAUCAUGUCUACGGAGAGAGCUCUCCGCAGAUUGAGACACAAACUACGGCAGAACUCUGUGACUGAGUCUCAGGUGCUGGAGUGUUCCUGCAAUGAGGAGCCCCUUCUGGAUAAACUGCCCUGCCUUUACCGAAGCAUUCCACCAGAGAGCUGGCAUGACAGUGCCACCCUAGUGGACACUGUGAAAACUGUGGUGAGAGAGGAGCAGAAUAAGAUUGUGUGGGUUGAGGCAGAUCCCUGGUGACGGACUAAUGGGAGUGAGGGCGUAAAGUCAAAUUUCCCUCACCACAAGCAGCUAAUUAUUAGUAUUAAGGUCAAUUUAUAAUUCUGCAUCAAACCUAUGCUGUAGACCCUGCGUAGCCAUGGUGGUUACAAUGUAGCCUGAUGUGCAUCUUUCUAGAAAUUCUGUGAUUGGUCAGCUUUAUAAACAGAGAACUUCCCCCAGGAUGAUUAAAAAACUGCAACAAUAUCAUUAAUAGCGUAAUUUAUAGAGAAUCCCACUAAACAUUUACAGUUUUUUUUUUUUUUGUUUUUUACAAUUGCUAGAACACAUUUCUCAGUACAUAGGUUACUUUUUCAAAACUCGGUUGGUUGUCACCCAACAAACACGCUUUGUCACUCAAAAAAAUGACCUAAAAAACACUAAAAAUUGGUAUUAUUUUAUAAUGUUUUCUUUUGUAAAACUUUCCUGACAAAUUUCUACUGCUUGGAAUUUAUUACAGAAUAUGUUGCAUGGUCCAUGUUUAAUUAUUCAUAAGUUGUCCUCCUUUGUAUAGGUAUUAAUGAAACUGAAAGACUAACACCUGUGUAGGUGUUCAACAACAUCUAAUUCUUUUGAUAGCAUUUCAUUUUUUUAGAUCUGGAAUAUAUUACAAUAUGGUAUUACUGUGCAAAUGUAGCAAAAUGUUGUCUUAUUCAAUUUUGUUUCAUUACACUUUUUGAAAAAAGAAAAAAAAAUGUUUUGGUGGUGGUUGUGUUUAAGUGAGAAAAGAAUUUAUGCAGUUUUAAAGAUGAUAAUGAUAAAUGAUCCACAUUUUAGACUACAUAGACUGCUGUUGUGCUCAAUGUGUGAAGAGUUUGGAAAAAGUGACCUAAGUAUUGAGAAAUUGAUCCCAGCGAUUAAAAACUGUAAUAACCACCGCUUAGAGGCUACACCACAGGUCCAAUGCAGAAAUAUAAUGGGUCGUUUAGUAAGAGAUAUACUAAAAAGCACAUUCUGUGCGUUUACAGCAAAAAAAAUGGAGGUCUGCUACAGAGCUAAAGGAAGUAACAGGCGAAGUGUUGCCUUAUUUGACACUUAUAAACCAUGCGUUUAGUGCGAUAAUCAAACAACACUAGUGUUUAAAAGUUUGAGGUCAGUAGGAUUUUUUUUUUUAAUUAAUACUUUUAUUCAGUAAGGACACAUUAAAUUAAUGAUAAGUAAAGACUUACAUUGUUAAAAAACAACAACAAAUGAAUGCUGUUCUUUUGUAUAACGGUUUCCACAAAAAUAUUAAUCAGAGCAGUUUUUUUCAUCAUUAAUAGUGAAAUGUUACUUAAAGGGUUAGUUCACCCAAAAAUUAAAUUUCUGUCAUUAUGUACUCAACCUCAUGUCGUCCCAAACCUGUAAAACUGUUCAUCUUCGUUCAUCACAUGCGUCGUGCUGCUCACGUGUACAGCAUCAGCCAAUACUGAGACGGCGUUUGGACGUAAACACGGAAGCAUGCACUGCGUUCACUACGUCAACUGCAUAUGCCAACAGUUCAAACUAUUAAAUAAAGUCGUUAUUUUUUGUGCACAAAAAGUAUUCUUGUCGUGUCAUAACCACUGAAUCACUGUAGUCACAGAGUUUUUUUUACGAUGUCUUUAAUACCUUUCUGGACCUCAA
This is a messenger RNA of Megalobrama amblycephala (Wuchang bream), 5071 nucleotides long. It is a transcript of the gene card14, whose product is annotated as caspase recruitment domain family, member 14. The record is from RefSeq and is a predicted model, not a curated record. Lineage: Eukaryota; Metazoa; Chordata; Actinopteri; Cypriniformes; Xenocyprididae. The coding region runs from base 515 to 3448 and encodes 977 amino acids. Gene Ontology annotation, molecular function: protein binding. Gene Ontology annotation, biological process: regulation of apoptotic process. The transcript has 21 exons.